AUGGCGACUCCUUGGCCGAUGAGAAGAGACAGGUGCUCCUAUGGCUCCGCCUCCCUUACUAGAUGGUCGGCGUCCUCCUUGAUGCUCCUAUGGUUGCCGUGGGUGUUGCUAUGGCCCGCCCGAGCUGAACAAGUGGGCGGUGGGGGUCACGGAGGGAAGGCGCUCCACAGUUCCUUGUCGUCCCCUUCGUCGUCCUCCUCUUCAUCUUCUUCUUCUUCCUCCUCCUCCUCGUCCCCCUCCAGCACUUCGGUGUGGGGUUUCAACACGAGGCAGAGUGGAGGGCAGCUGGACUGGCUGCUGUCGGAGAAGGGACCUUUCCACCGAUGUCCAGAAUACACCGAGUUCAGAGAGAGGUUCCAGCAGGGAUUUUCUACCAGAUACAAGAUUUACAGGGAGUUCAGCCACUGGAAGGUGAACAGCCUGGCUACGGAGAAGAGAGAUUUCCUCAAAGCUCCAUUGCCCUUAGCGCCAGAGUUCCUACGCAACCUGCGGUUACUGGGGCGACGGCCGACCCUGCAGCAAAUCAACGAAAACCUCAUCAAGAAGUACGGGACCCACUUCCUAGUUUCUGCUACCCUGGGAGGGGAGGAGUCUUUGACCAUUUUCCUGGACAAGCAGAGGCUGAAUAAGAAGUCAGAAGGCAGCAGCAACAGCUCCGUGGUGUCUCUGGAGCUGCUCCAUCAGCUGGCAGCGUCAUACUUCACAGAUCGAGAAAGUACCCUAAGGCGACUGCACCACCUCCAGAUCGCCACUUCUGCUAUAAAGGUAACUGAAACAAGGACGGGCCCUCUCGGCUGCAGUAACUACGACAGCUUGGAUUCAGUUAGCUCGGUGUUGGUGCACAGCCCAGAAAAUAAGAUCCACCUAAAGGGCUUGCAAGAUGUCCUCCCAGAGUUCCUGCGUGGGCGUUUUGUGGAGGCAGCCCUCAGCUAUGUGGCAUGCAACUCGGAGGGCGAGUUGCUCUGCCGCAACAACGACUGCUGGUGCCGGUGCUCUCCACGCUUCCCAGAAUGCAACUGUCCCUCCGCUGACAUCAAGGUCAUGGAGGAGAACUUGGAGAAGAGCAAAGAGGCCUGGAGCAGCUUCAACCAAGAAUUCACAGAAUCAGAUGAAUUCAAAGCCUUCCUGAAGCGCUUGCCCACUGACCGGUUCUUGAAUGUGUCCAUGAUUGCCAAGUUCUGGUCGACUGACUUGUCCCUCCAGAAGCGCUACGCCCAGCUGGAGUCCAGUACUGCCCUGGUCCUCGGAAAAGCCCAAAAGAUCAUCAGGAAAUUGUUCACCCUGAGCAAACGCUGCCCCAAGCAACCUCACAUCAGCCUGCCCCGAGAAAGGCUUGUCGGGUUUUGGUUGAACAAGGCCCAGUCACUACUCUACUGCAACGAGCAUGGUGUGCUGGGUUCUUUCUCUGAGGAGGUGAGGAGCUGCAGCUGCCCCGCGGAGCAGCCCACCUGCCACGGAGUCAUUCCGUGCAUUGUGGGCACCUCCUCCACAUCCUGCGCCUCCUGUGCCAGUGAUAACGCAACCCGCUGUGGAACCUGUCACCAUGGGAACCUCCUCCAUCUCGGUUUCUGCCGACCAAGCAUCGCUGCAUCCCUGGACCACUACCUGAACUUAGACCUGGACAUGCCUGACGCUGAGGUGAAGUAUCUUCUUCAGCGACUGGACAGCAGAUUAGAGGUCCAUGCCAUCUACAUCAGCAACGACGUCCGCCUGGGAAGUUGGUUUAAUCCUGCCUGGAGGAAGCGAAUGCUGCUGACACUCAAGAGUAACAAAAAUAAAUCCAAUCUCAUCCACAUGCUGAUGGGGAUUUCUUUCCAGAUAUGUUCGACUAAGAAUUCAACACUGGAACCCGUGCCUGCCAUUUAUGUGAAUCCUUUUGGGGGAAGUCACUCGGAAAGUUGGUUCAUGCCAGUGAACCAGCCUGACUUCCCUGACUGGGAGAGAACUCGAUUGGACGCCGUCGUCACGGCACAGUGUUACAACUGGACAUUGUCUCUAGGCAACCAAUGGAAGUCCUUCUUUGAAACAGUGCACAUCUACCUGAGAAGCCGCAUUGUCACAGAUGACCCAACAGUGAAUGAAACACUCUUCUAUGAACCGUUGGACAUGGAUGACCAGACGUCCAACCUGGGGUAUAUGAAGAUCAACACGCUGAAAGUGUUUGGAUACAGCAUGCACUUUGACCCUGAGGGCAUCAAGGAUCUGAUUCUCCAGCUGGACUACCCUUACACACAGGGUACGCAGGAUGCUGCCUUUCUGAUGUUGUUGGAGAUGAGGGAUCGCGUUAACAGGCUGUCUCCACCAGCACCUCAGCCACUGGACCUGUUUUCUUGUCUGCUGCGCCAUCGGCUCAAGCUCUCAGCUGCCGAGGUGGCACGUAUCAAGGACUCUCUACAGAUCUUCAACUCCAAACUACCCAAUGCUUCUCCUGAACCUGAGCUGGCCCAGCUUUGCAGCUAA
Scomber scombrus (Atlantic mackerel) is the source of this 2460-nucleotide messenger RNA. RefSeq names its product bone morphogenetic protein/retinoic acid inducible neural-specific 2 (gene brinp2). Lineage: Eukaryota; Metazoa; Chordata; Actinopteri; Scombriformes; Scombridae. Gene Ontology annotation, biological process: negative regulation of mitotic cell cycle; positive regulation of neuron differentiation. The transcript has 8 exons. The record is from RefSeq and is a predicted model, not a curated record. The coding region runs from base 1 to 2460 and encodes 819 amino acids.